CACAUGUAGUAUAAAGGUCCUCGUGUGUUUGUGAGCGCCUCGGGAAGAUGAGUCGCACAAGGGCUCCUUGGCACCUACCCCCAGAAACUCGAUCACCUCUUGUCACUUGCCCAUAAUGAAGCUACUUCAAGAGCUCGUUCUCGGGCUGUCUCUUGUAUGCGAGGCAGCAUGUCGCAGCCAUGGCUCGACUUGCGAGGGAUCUCAACCCCUGACAGUGAAGACCAAAACGGGACUUGUGACGGGGUUCGUCAACGAGACGGCUCCUGAUGUUCGCCAAUGGCUGGGUAUUCCCUACGCCGAGCCGCCGCUGGGUAGUCUGCGCUUCCUCCCGCCAAAGCCCAAGAAGCACUUUGGACACAUCAAAGCGCUAGCCUACGAGCCUUCGUGUAUGCAGCAGCUGAGCAACAGCCAGAGUGUGUACACCGAGUACAUGCCCCAGUUCCUCAUCAACGGUGGUCAGUCCGAGGAUUGCCUCUAUGUCAAUGUCUACGCGCCUCUGAAACCUGUUGCCAAGGACCUUCCCGUGUUCGUCUACAUCCCAGGCGGUGGCUUCACUGGCGGCGGUGCAGACUCGCUCUACAAGAUCCCCGACAAAUGGAUUCAACGGUCGCAAACUCAUGUUGUGGUCAUCAUGAACUACCGCGUCAACAUCUUUGGCUUCCCCAACGCGGCGGCCCAGCCAUUGAACGCGGGACUGCUCGAUCAGCGGCUUGUUGUGGAAUGGGUCCGUGACAACGUUGCUGUUUUCGGCGGCUCGCCACACAAGAUCACUCUUUGGGGCCAGUCGGCUGGAGCAUCGUCCGUCGGAAUAUAUGGCUAUGCUUAUCCAAAAGACCCCAUCGUCACAGGUCUCAUCGCGGAUUCGGGAGCAGCGGGUGUGGCAGCGGGAGGAAGCGCCACUGCCUUCUCGACCUUUGCGGGCUUCGUCGGCUGCGGGAAUCUGGGCCCCGAGGAGGAGCUGGCUUGCGUUCAGCGUGUUGACGCUAAAGAGAUCCAGCAGAAGCUAUCAUUUGGGAACACGGGAGCGAGCUUCUCCCCAGCCGCCGACGGCGUGACGGCAUUCUCGAAUUACACUGAACGAAUCGCAGAGGGUCUCAUUGCAGAUUUGCCCAUGAUCACAGGCAGCAACGCUAAUGAAGGUGCUGGAUUCGGCACCUUCGACCCGAAUGGCAUGUCACCCGGACAAUACCAGACCGGCCUCAAUGCCAUCACGUGUCCCGUCGCUCGCGAAGUCAGUAAUCGUGAAAAGUACGGACAAGUUACUUACAGAUACCUCUAUGGCGGUAACUUCUCCAACAUCUCACCACGCCCUUGGAUCGGUGCAACGCAUAGCGCUGAGCUGCCAAUCCUAUUCGGCACGCACUACGAGUACCGCGGAAACUCCACCGAGUUUGAGUGGGAGGUGGCCGAUUUGAUGCAAGCACUUUGGCUCUCGUUUGCCAGGAACCCGUCCAAGAGGCCUACGGAUGGUAGCUUUGAAUGGCCCAGGUACGACUCCAAGACCGAUACGCUUGUCGAGUUUGCCAUCGACGACGUCGCGGCUCACUUGGCGUCACAUGAAGUCGUAGACAGCGAGUGUAGUAUAUAGUCCAGCAACUGUGGCAGACACGCUCAAUAACAAUAGUUGAAUCCUAUUCAGCUGGCUUUCAGCA
This is a messenger RNA of Emericellopsis atlantica, 1652 nucleotides long. RefSeq names its product Alpha/Beta hydrolase protein. Bases 116 to 1588 code for a protein of 490 amino acids. The transcript is spliced from 5 exons. The record is from RefSeq and is a predicted model, not a curated record. NCBI's taxonomy places the organism in Eukaryota, Fungi, Ascomycota, Sordariomycetes, Hypocreales, Bionectriaceae.